AACUAUGCAGCUGCAUAUGCUACUGGUCUUCUUCUUGCCCGUCGUCAUCUCAAGAAUCUGGAGCUGGACAAAAUUUUUCCAGGCCAAGAUGAAAUUAACGGCGAGUACUUUAUCGUUGAAGAGGAAGAUGGCCGCAGACCAUUUAAAGCUGUACUGGAUGUUGGACUAUCUCGAACUACAACCGGCUGCAAGAUAUUUGGUGUAAUGAAAGGAGUGGUUGAUGGUGGAAUCGAUAUUCCUCACAGUGAGACCCGCUUCUUCGGCUACGAUUCCGAAAACAAGAAGUACAACGCUCAAGCGCAUCGCGAUCGUAUUUUCGGGAAGCAUGUAGCCGAUUACAUGCGAAAGCUCAAGGAAGAAGAUCCAGAAGCUUACAAUCGUCAAUUUUCGCAGUUCAUUGCGAAUGGCGUUGAGGCUGACGAUCUGGAGACGAUGUACAAAAAUGCUCACGAGGCAAUUCGUAAAAAUCCUGAUCACAUUGCCAAGCCAAAGAAACAAAUUGGAAAACCAAAGGAUUACCAUACAUACAAGAUCAGUCUGAGCGAAAGAAAGAAGCGCAUCGAGGAGAAAAAACAGCUUCUACUGCAACUGAAGGAACAACAGCAAUCAUCUACAUCAUAG
This is a messenger RNA of Strongylus vulgaris, 621 nucleotides long. NCBI's taxonomy places the organism in Eukaryota, Metazoa, Nematoda, Chromadorea, Rhabditida, Strongylidae. The record is from the annotation of a GenBank genome assembly.